AUGGAGACGGCUUUGUUGGGUGGCGGAGAAGGCGGCAGUGGCGGCCAAAGAAGGGAUCGUAGGCAUCAGUUUAACAGAAAAGAUGCCAUUGCUUAUGGAUCAACAUACCAAAAGGCCGCUGCUUUGGUUGAUCUCGCUGAAGAUGGCAUUGGUAUUCCUGAGGAAAUUCUUGAUAACUCGAGCUUUGAGAGUUCUUUGAAGUCCUACUUCAUAUUUAUUCGAUUUGACUUUCUCUGGUCUCUUAACUACUUUGCAUUAAUUGUUUUAAAUUUCUUUGAGAAACCUCUAUGGUGUUCUGGGUAUUGCAAUAAUAGGGGUUACUACUUUCUGGGGCAGCUGCCAUACUUGACUGGUACUGAGAGUCUUGUUUAUGAGGGUGUUACACUCUUGAUCCUAAUUUUACAUACUCUAUUUCCAAUAUUAUAUGAAGGGGUUGGUUUCUUCUGGAGAAAACUUCUUAACAAAGUUAAGGUACUUCUGUUGUUACUAUUGGUUGCUGAUCUAUUAGUCUAUAUUAUCUAUCUGUCCCCGGUGGCAUUCUAUACUCUUCCAUUUAGGAUUGCACCCUAUUUACGGGUUGCAUUUUUCAUCCUGAACAUCAGGGAUUUACGAGAUAGCAUCGUCAUCCUUGUUGGAAUGCUCGGCACGUACCUUAAUAUCCUGGCUCUAUGGGCUUUAUUUCUCCUAUUCUCUAGUUGGUUGGCAUUUGUCAUCUUUGAAGAUACGCAACAGGGGAAGACUAUAUUCACUUCAUAUGGCACCACAUUAUACCAAAUGUUUGUUUUAUUUACGACUUCCAAUAACCCAGAUGUCUGGAUUCCUGCAUACAAGGCCUCAAGGUGGUAUUGCCUAUUUUUUGUUCUCUAUGUGCUGUUGGGAGUUUACUUUGUCACCAAUUUGAUUCUUGCCGUUGUAUAUGAUAGCUUUAAAAGUGAGCUUGUAAAACAAGUCGAUGAGAAGGAUCGUACAAGGAUGAGAAUACUGAAGAAAGCAUUUAACCUAAUGGAUAAUUAUAAUCUUAAUUAUCUCAACAAGGAUCAGUGCAUUCAUCUGUUUGAAGAACUGGACAAAUACAGGACAUUACCAAAGAUAUCCAGAGAUGAUUUUGAAUUAAUAUUUCAUGAGUUGGAUGACAGUCACGACUUCAAGAUUAAUUUGGAUGAAUUUGCUGACCUUUGCAAUGCCAUUGCACUAAGGUUUCAAAAGGAGGAUUCAGUACCUGUUUUUGAAAGCCUUCCAUUUUACCAUUCACCAGCAUCUAAAAGGCUAAAAGACUUUGUCCGAAGUCCGAAAUUUGGAUACAUAAUAGUGUGCAUCCUUGUCCUGAAUUUUGUUGCAGUCAUUAUUGAAACAACGCUUGAUAUACAGAAUAAUUCUGCUCAAGAGGCUUGGCAGAAGGUGGAAUUUGUGUUUGGAUGGCUAUAUGUAGUGGAGAUGGCUUUAAAGGUCUAUGCUUAUGGAUUUGAGAACUAUUGGAGAGAUGGUCAAAAUCGCUUUGACUUUAUAAUCACCUGGAUAAUAGUUAUUGGAGAAACAGCAACUUUCGUGUCUCCGCAUGGCCUGACUUUUCUUUCCAAUGGUGAAUGGAUUCGGUAUCUUCUUAUAGCAAGAAUGUUAAGAUUGAUUAGGCUAUUGUUGCAUGUUCAGCGUUACCGGGCCUUUGUUGCAACAUUUUUUACUCUAAUACCAAGUCUAAUGCCAUAUCUGGGGAUCAUAUUCUGUGUCAUGUGCAUUUAUUGCUCUCUUGGUGUACAGAUCUUUGGGGGGAUUGUCAAUACUGGAAAUCCAAAUCUUGAAGGCACCGAUCUCAAUGAUAACGACUACUUACUCUUCAAUUUCAAUGACUACCCAAAUGGGAUGGUAACACUUUUCAAUCUACUAGUAAUGGGGAACUGGCAAGUGUGGAUGCAGAGCUACAAGGAUUUGACUGGAACUGCAUGGUCUUAUGCAUAUUUCAUCAGCUUCUAUCUUAUUACGAUCGUACUACUACUGAAUUUGGUUGUGGCUUUUGUAUUGGAGGCUUUUUUUGCUGAAAUGGAUCUUGAAACUUCUGAGAAAUGUGAAGAUGCGAUUGGCAAGGAUGAAAGUCAAAAGGAGCAACGACGACGUAACGUGGGCACGAAGACGAGGAGUCAGAGAAGUGCUCCUCCCCCUAAACUUGGUUCCUCCAACAAGAAAAGGAGAAAAAUUAAGCAUUCUGGAGAUGAUUUAGCAGUUUCAGAGAUUUCCAUCGUUGUUGCUUUUGCAUUACAGAAGUUGGUUCCACUACAUUUUCUGGACUAA
Molecule: messenger RNA, 2283 nt
Organism: Fraxinus pennsylvanica
Lineage: Eukaryota; Viridiplantae; Streptophyta; Magnoliopsida; Lamiales; Oleaceae
Source: the annotation of a GenBank genome assembly